AACAAAGCCCACGAUUCAAUGCGCGUAUGACUACAAUACAGGCGCCAUUAUUGGAGCCCACUCAAGAAGUGGAGGGUAAAGGUAAUACAAAGCAUUGAGAAAUGGUGUGUUGUGCAGCGCCAAAAUGCUCCAAAAGGGGUGAUAGACGACAGAAGAAACGGACGUUUCGUUUCCCAAAGGAUAGAAACAGAUGUAAGGAAUGGGUCUUAUCAAUCAACAGAGUAGGACCGGACGGAGUGACGCUCUGGACUCCUACUCCGGGUUCCAGGCUAUGUGAGGACCAUUUUUCAAGUGCCCAGUUUGACAACUAUGGUUUCCUCAAGCGUAAUGCUGUACCAGAUAAGGUUCUUGGCGCUCCUGUAAGACCAAGCAGACGUACCAAAACUAGGCAACAGGCAGCAGUACAAGUAACCUCAACCACAACAAUGUACAGCAUAACUGAUCAUUCCUACUGCAAGCUGAUUGGAGGUGACCAUCCUCUGGAACAUGAAGUUUCCACCCACGUGGAUUCUGAUGCAUCAAAAGACGACACUGAGCAUUCCUGUCCUGAAAUGAAUGCACAUGAUCCAUCUGUGGAAGGUGGGUCCUCUGUCCAUGUUCAUUCAAAUUCACCAAAAGACACUACUGAUCUUUCUGCCUGUGAAACUCCUGUGCAUCAUCCUUGUGUGGAAGAUCCAUCCUCUUUCCACGACAAUGUUGAUCCACCAGAGGAUAUAUCAGAAGUAACAGUGCGAACCUUUGACAAUGUCAAAGACAGGCCAUCACAAGACAAAGAUCUAUUGAUUGAGAGUCUCAAACUGGAGGUGGAGAGAAAGGAACGGAUGCUGGCCCAAAUCUUCCGUCCAGAUCAAAUAGAGUGGCUUGAGAGCAGACUCACACCUGGCUCAGGACAUGAUCUUUACAAGUGGUCUUCAGAGACACUUAGUAACAGUUUGAAGAUUAGAAUUGCUUGUGGACUGAACGGAUAUGAAUACCUAAGAAAGGAACUCAAGUAUCCAAUCCCAAGUUACCGCACGAUAACCCGACAUUUUGGGGCCGUUAAAUUUGCCCCAGGCAUUUAAUAUGACAUUGCACCUCCCAGAAAUUGCUCGCCUUGCAAUUUUGAAGCAAUCCCCCACAACAGCUCAGGAGAACUGAAGGUCCGUGGAUGUCCUCCGAUACCAAGACCAAGUAAAUUGCUUCUUUGCACCCGGGAACUCGAGAGCGGAUGUCGACGAGCUACCGGCCUCUGGAGGCCAAAUGCCAGCCCUGCAUGUGUCCGUCAGAGAUCACUGAGUGCCUGGCCGAUAGGUUUUGCCGUAGAGCAAUGAGGAGAGAGUCCCUGCUAGAUUUGCUGGUGCACCAGAACCAAUGCAAUGCUCCCUCUGGAAUCCCCCUCAAAGACCAUGACUUGGCACAGACAGGAACCUGUGCUCUCAUGACUGUAUAACACCCUACACACCACGCAGCCAUGCUUUUACCAGGUAAGCCACUCGGGCCCCCUAUGUAAAUAUUUAAUGAUGUGAGUUCCCUCUUCUGUAAAAUGAAAGCGGUUUGAGAAAAAAGACUUGCAUCCUGAAUCUGCAGAGAGGGUUUGAAUCGGAAGAAAAAAGAGAACCAAAAAACCACUGGAAACAGGAAAUGAGGAUUUCUAUUGUUGUUGACACCUGUUGAAGAUUCUAACCCCGCUUCCCCCUAUAGUUCUCAUAUUUUAUUUAAAUAAAGUGUAAUAUAAAAAAAGA
Messenger RNA from Acipenser ruthenus (sterlet), 1721 nucleotides. RefSeq lists its product as uncharacterized. The coding region runs from base 102 to 1061 and encodes 319 amino acids. Gene Ontology annotation, molecular function: sequence-specific DNA binding. The record is from RefSeq and is a predicted model, not a curated record. The transcript has 6 exons. Lineage: Eukaryota; Metazoa; Chordata; Actinopteri; Acipenseriformes; Acipenseridae.